Molecule: messenger RNA, 2898 nt
Organism: Salmo salar (Atlantic salmon)
Lineage: Eukaryota; Metazoa; Chordata; Actinopteri; Salmoniformes; Salmonidae
Source: RefSeq, a predicted model, not a curated record
CAUGUUUGUAUACGGUUAGACUUUACAAGCAUGGAAACGUGGUUAGUGAAGCCGAUAUGUCAGAUGUGCUUCAAACUGAACUAUAACCAGAGAACUGGGUAAUAUAUUUAGACUUUUCAGUUUCAGUAAAUGCUAACACGGAUGUACCGGAAAUACACGUGGCAAGCGACGAGCUACUUCCUGGUUGCUGUGUUGACAAACGAAAGAGACAGCCAGAUGGAUUCAUAAUUGUACAAUUACCCGGAAACUAAACCAGUUUUAACUGUGGUUAGCUUUCUUACGCAUUGACAGGCACCAUAGAAGGUAGUUAGCGAACCAGCCUUGCAGAGGCAAUGGACUGGACUAGGCUGCUGUUCGUGUUGUUUGGGGGUUUGUUGGAGUUGUGUUUUCAUGUGUCGGCUAACAGAGGGGGAUCUCCUUCGUUUACUGAUGAAAUCCCAUUCAAAAUCAACUGGCCCGGGGACGAAUUCACCUUGCCAACCUCCGGUGCCCUCUACAAAGAUGAUGACUUUGUCAUCAUGACAACAACAGAGAAGGAGACAUACAAAUGUCUCCUGCCUUCCUUGUCAAAUGGAGACGACGAUGAUGUCAAGGAGUACGCUGGUCCCACUCCAGGUGAUCUACUGGAACCACUGUUCAAACAGAGCAGCUGCUCCUACAGAAUCGAGUCAUACUGGACGUAUGAGGUGUGUCAUGGGAAGCAUGUGAGACAAUACCAUGAAGAGAAGGAGACGGGACAGCAGAUCAAACUUCAGGAGUACAUCUUGGGAAGCAUGACCAAGAAGACUGAGUCUUCAACCACUUCAGGAACAGAGACUGCAGAGGCAGAGAAAGUUGAGGAGACGGAUCCUAAGUCAGAACCGGAGAAAGAGGUUCCCACUAAGAACGUGGAGGGCCAGCUCGCUCCAUACUACCCGGUGUUGAUGGGCCACGGGACGGCCUGCGUCCUGAAACAGAACACGCCACGCUCAAUCAACGUGCUGUAUGUCUGCCACCCCGAAGCAAAGCAUGAGAUCCUCUCUAUCGCUGAGGUCACUACCUGCGAGUACGAAGUAGUGGUGCUGACCCAUCUGAUCUGUGCACACCCCAAAUACAGGUUCAAGUCGUCCCCAGUGAAUGCCAUCUUCUGCCAGGCCCUGUCUGGUUCUCCCCUGCAGCCUCACAGUCUCUCUCAGAUGAACCGGGAGCAGGAACAGCUACUGAAACCUCCCUUCACUGCUCCUACUGCCCCGGAGAUGGAGAGAGAGGGGGGAGGAGGGAGGGAGAGGGGAAGAGGCAGUGGUAGUGGAGGACUAGUAGGCCACACCAUGGAGGAGAGUAUGUCCCCGGUGAGAGAGGAGGCCUCCUCUACCCAUAAGCCCCUGGUGGUGGGCGGGCAGACUCAUAUUACAGUGGGAACCACCCAUAUCUCCCGCCUGACGGACGAGCAGCUGAUCAAAGAGUUCCUGAGUGGCUCCUACUGUCUCCAUGGGGGAGUGGGAUGGUGGAAGUAUGAGUUCUGCUAUGGGAAGCAUGUGCAUCAGUACCAUGAGGAUAAGGAGCAGGGUAAGAACAUGGUGGUAGUGGGCAGUUGGAACACUGAGGAACACCUGGAGUGGGCCCAGAAGAACGUGGCCCGGUCCUACCAGCUCAAAAACGAUGGGGUGCAGAAAGUCAAACUGGUGUCUCACUUCUACGGCCACGGGGAUGUGUGUGACAUGACCGGGAAACCCAGACAGGUCAUCGUCAAGCUCAAGUGUAAGGAGUCUGAGUCUCCCCAUGCCGUCACUGUGUACAUGCUGGAGCCUCAGACCUGUCAGUACGUCCUUGGGGUUGAGUCUCCAGUCAUAUGCCAGAUCCUGGACACAGCUGAUGAGAAAGGCCUUCUAUCUGUCUCCAGCUAACAGAACAGAAGGCCAGAGAGACGGCGAAGAGGAGGGAUGAGCAGAGGGGAAUAAGAAGCGCAAUAGAAAAGGACAUGGAUUUAGGCUGCAUAAAAUGGACAACUGAAGAAUGGAUGCACCAAGGCCCAUGGCACUGCUCAGGAUGUUCAGACAGACAUGGAGAAAGUGUUGAUCCUGGAACGGCCCCUGGAAGCCAGGACCACAGUCCCUAGCUAAUGCCCUGGCUUAGACCUCCUCUAUGGACUGUACCAGACCCAUUCUGCUUCAAAAGCCUUAUGAUAAAAGCAUGGAAAUCCUAUUCUAAAUGGGACAGAGACUCACAAAAUGUGACCCUGCUCACUCCACAAGGCAGUGGAUCUAUGGCCUGGACUUCAUAUCUUCCUUGUAUGCUUUAUCUUUGGCACAUUAGUUCUAGUGUCUUUUCUGGCCAUAUGCCAGGACAGAGAACCACCAAUCAUUCAGAUAACCUCAUCAGGAGAACCAGCUUCCAUGUUGUAGUUGGUUUUAUUGUCAACACUCUAAAUUAUCUUAAUUUAUUUCAGUUUGAUUUGAUGCUUAUCUGUGACACUUUGGUUUUGUAGAUAUCUUUGAGCAAGGAAGGUUUGAAUUUUUAAAUGUGCAGACAAACUAACUGUGGGUAUAGUAAGAUUGGGGUUCUGGUGUCAUGGUUGGGAUCAAUUCCAUUUCAAUUCAGUCGAUUCAGGAAGUAAACUGAAAUUCCAAAUGCUACAGUAUUUCCUCAUUCAAAAGCAAUAAGUUAAAUUGGGAUUUGAAUUUCAGUUUACUUCCUGAAUUGACCCCAACCAUGGUUGUUAUGUUACAGGGUGAGUGAGAGUAACUUAACUUGAUGUGCUGUGAAUUCAAAUCCCCUGAUGUAAUUGACGAGUUCUGAUGAACAUUUGUUAUGUACUGAAUCAGAUGUUUCCUGUGGAUUUCUCAAUCUGGUGUGUUCUAUGGUUAAAAUGAGGGAUACACUGAAAUAAGAAAUAAUUAAAUAAAAAUAUCAUAACAAAAA